CAAUACAAACUACUUCACCCAAAGAAAGAGUCGAGAGGAAAAAGACAUAUCCCGUAUACAAAAAAGCAGUUCCCAUCUAUUUGCUUUCGUUUGGAGCGACACAAGUUUCUUCUAUCUCUAUUACUCUCCUUUUCUCACGCCGAGAUUUCUGCUACUGCUCUAAUAUCUCUCACGGCCUUUUAAAAGAAACGACGCCAUUUUCUCACCAAAGCCUUCCUUGGCUCUUCAUGGACACCGUUUAAGCUCAAUGACUGACUACUACUAAGCAACUGGUGUAUAUAUAUAGUAACUUCGGGUUUGGAGCUUUGCUUUUUGGACUGAGAGAGAGAGUGAGAGAGAAACGUCUUCUGUGUCUUAUCUAUCGGGUUUUGUGUUGUCAGAAGCUCUAAGACAAAAUAGAACGCAAUUAUUUUCUAGGGUUCAAACGAAGAAAAAAUUGGAGCUUUUCGAGAACUUGUGUGUGGUGGCUUUUUCAAAGAACAAAGCUUUUCUUGAUUUUCGUUAUUGGUUCUUCUCCGAAUUUGUGAGUCCAUCUCUCUCCGUAUGGAAUUCUCUAGAGACGCCGGAAUGAUGAUGGAGAAUAAGCGGAAUGUCUGCUCUCUCGGAGAAAGCAGCAUCAAACGUCACAAGUCUGAUCUCUCUUUCAAUUCCAAGGAGAGGAAGGACAAAAUUGGAGAACGUAUUUCAGCUCUUCAACAGAUUGUUUCUCCUCAUGGAAAGACCGACACUGCAUCAGUUCUUCUAGACGCGAUGCAUUACAUAGAGUUUCUUCAUGAACAAGUGAAGGUGCUAAGUGCUCCGUAUCUGCAAACGAUACCUGAUGUUACGCAGGAGGAGCUGGUGCAGUACAGUCUGAGAAACAGAGGAUUAUGUCUUGUUCCAAUGGAGAACACAGUAGGAGUUGCUCAAAGCAACGGAGCUGAUAUCUGGGCGCCCGUGAAUACUCCUGUAUCUCCAGCUUUCAGCGUUACAUCUCAGUCACCCUUUAGAUGA
Messenger RNA from Camelina sativa (false flax), 993 nucleotides. Its product is annotated as transcription factor bHLH153-like. Gene Ontology annotation, cellular component: nucleus. Gene Ontology annotation, biological process: regulation of transcription by RNA polymerase II. Lineage: Eukaryota; Viridiplantae; Streptophyta; Magnoliopsida; Brassicales; Brassicaceae. The record is from RefSeq and is a predicted model, not a curated record. Gene Ontology annotation, molecular function: RNA polymerase II cis-regulatory region sequence-specific DNA binding; DNA-binding transcription factor activity, RNA polymerase II-specific; protein dimerization activity.